AUGUCGAGGAUGGGACGACAGCAAUCGCAAGCAUGCGGACCAAAUUCCGGCCCGCACCAAAAGCCAGGACGGUUCUCACUCUGGCCCGGGAGAAGAGCAACUACCACAAUUACCACAAGAGAAGAACCGGCUACAGCUAGUAGCUCUGGCUUGAUGAUUGAUCGAUCUGAUCGUCAGCUCUCCCGUUUCUCCCCCGGAAAUCGAAUCGACCAAAUUCAAUUUGUCGCAAGAUCUCUUCAUCGGCGCGUUGCACGAUCCUAA
Molecule: messenger RNA, 261 nt
Organism: Sclerotinia sclerotiorum 1980 UF-70
Lineage: Eukaryota; Fungi; Ascomycota; Leotiomycetes; Helotiales; Sclerotiniaceae
Exons: 2
Coding region: 1-261 (86 amino acids)
Source: RefSeq, a predicted model, not a curated record